Paramisgurnus dabryanus is the source of this 2676-nucleotide messenger RNA. It is a transcript of the gene pabpc4, whose product is annotated as poly(A) binding protein, cytoplasmic 4 (inducible form). Gene Ontology annotation, molecular function: RNA binding. NCBI's taxonomy places the organism in Eukaryota, Metazoa, Chordata, Actinopteri, Cypriniformes, Cobitidae. The record is from RefSeq and is a predicted model, not a curated record.
CCCUCUUUCCCCGGCCACCACACCGUGAGUGUAUAACUCACUGUCCUUCAAAACCUUUAAAAAAGAAAAAAAUAUAUAUAAAAAAUACAAAAUACCAAAAAUCUCAAAAAGAAUUACUUGUAAACGUCAAGCCGUAUUUUAAAAAAAGGACAAAGUUAUUUAUUUAUUUUUGUUUUGUUUUUAAAACACGAGGUUUCCAUCUGACGCCAAAUCUACACUGGACUCCAUAUGCAGCCGUAGAUGUCAUUUCUACCGACAACGUGUAUUUGGAGAAUAGCGUAAAAGUUUCAACAGACGCGCGUUUUGUCACCCGAUUCAAGGACGCACUUUACGCACAGGCUCAGACGAUCGUUUCAGCAUUAGUUGUUGCCCAGACAAACCCUAAGCUUAGCACCGAGACAUGAACACAGCGACCGCGGGGAGUUACCCGAUGGCUUCUCUCUAUGUGGGCGACCUGCACCCUGACAUCACGGAGGCGAUGCUGUACGAGAAAUUCAGCCCGGCCGGCCCGGUGCUCUCCAUCCGGGUGUGUCGGGAUAUGAUCACCCGGCGCUCGCUCGGCUAUGCCUACGUCAACUUCCAGCAGCCUGCGGACGCGGAGAGAGCUUUGGACACAAUGAACUUCGAUGUGGUCAAAGGAAAGCCAAUCCGAAUCAUGUGGUCACAGAGAGAUCCUUCACUCAGAAAAUCCGGUGUCGGAAACGUCUUCAUUAAAAAUCUGGACAAAUCGAUCGACAACAAGGCCCUGUAUGACACCUUCUCUGCUUUUGGAAACAUCCUGUCCUGCAAGGUGGUGUGUGAUGAGAACGGAUCUAAGGGCUACGCCUUUGUGCAUUUUGAAACUCAGGACGCUGCCGACCGCGCCAUUGAGAAGAUGAACGGCAUGCUGCUGAACGACCGCAAGGUGUUUGUGGGGCGUUUCAAAUCCAGGAAAGAGAGGGAAGCGGAGAUGGGAGCCAAAGCCAAAGAGUUCACCAAUGUUUACAUCAAGAACUUCGGAGACGACAUGGAUGAUCAAAGGCUAAAGGAGCUCUUUGAUAAAUAUGGUAAAACGUUAAGCGUAAAGGUCAUGACUGACCCCACAGGGAAAUCUCGUGGAUUUGGCUUUGUGAGUUACGAGAAGCACGAGGAUGCUAACAAGGCUGUGGAGGAAAUGAAUGGCGCAGAGCUGAACGGUAAAACCGUGUUCGUCGGUCGGGCUCAGAAGAAGAUGGAGAGACAAGCAGAGCUCAAGAGAAAAUUUGAACAACUAAAACAGGAAAGAAUCAGCAGAUAUCAGGGUGUAAACCUGUAUAUCAAGAAUCUCGACGACACCAUCGAUGAUGAAAAACUUCGCAAAGAGUUCUCGCCUUUCGGCUCCAUUACCAGUGCCAAGGUGAUGCUGGAGGACGGCAGAUCCAAAGGUUUCGGAUUUGUGUGUUUUUCCUCACCCGAGGAGGCCACCAAGGCGGUGACGGAGAUGAACGGCCGUAUCGUGGGCUCCAAACCGCUGUAUGUGGCCCUGGCACAACGUAAAGAGGAACGUAAAGCUCAUCUCACUAACCAGUACAUGCAGCGUAUCGCUGGAAUGAGAGCCAUGCCAGCCAAUGCCAUCAUCAACCAGUUUCAGCCUGCCAGCGGAUACUUCAUGCCAGCUGUGCCCCAGGCCCAGAACAGAACAACAUACUAUGCACCGAAUCAGCUCAACCAGAUGCGUCCCAAUCCUCGCUGGCAGCAGCAGGGUGGCAGAGGUCAGGGUGGGUUUCAGGGAAUGCCCGGCUCCUUGCGUCAACCAGGUCCUCGUGCCAACAUACGACAUCUGGCACCCAACGCCUCCACCCAAGGCCCACGUGGAAUCCCCACAGGUGCACAGAGAGUGGUUGGCACCGGCCAACCGAUGGGUCCCCGCCCGGCAAUGGGGGUGACGGCCCCACGUGCCAUGCCCCCGUACAAGUACGCCACUGCAAUACGAAACACUCAGCCUCAGGUAGUGCAGCAAAUUACACUGCAACAGGCUCAACCUGCUGUCCAUGUUCAGGGUCAGGAGCCUCUCACUGCUUCAAUGUUAGCUGCCGCUCCUCCUCAGGAACAGAAACAGAUGCUGGGUGAACGACUGUUUCCUCUCAUUCAGGCGAUGCAUCCCAGUCUAGCCGGGAAGAUCACAGGAAUGCUGCUUGAGAUAGACAACUCCGAGCUUUUGCAUAUGCUGGAAUCCCACGAGUCUCUGCGCUCCAAGGUUGAAGAGGCUGUCGCUGUGCUUCAGGCCCAUCAGGCCAAGAAAGACGCCACACAGAAAGUAGGAGUCAAUACCGUGACUGCAGCUGCAACAUCCUGACAAGUAAAGGUGUAAACCUGAAGAGAGAUCAUAACCCUGUGUGGUGUUGUCUAGUGGCAUCCAAUAUCAAAAAAAAACAAAAGAGAAAAAAAAGAGAAAAAUAUACUUGAACAUAAAGACUCUAAUUUUAAUGCAGGGCUUAUAUUUUUUAACUCUGUAAUGAUUUUUAUCACUGAUACCUAAAGUUAUUUAAAAGAAGGCUGUUUUGUGGGAGAAGAGCUUAUAAAGUAUAUUGUGGCCUGGACAUUUUCUAUGAGGUUUAAAUGAAACUUUGUGAGCUGCUUUGAUUGGACCUCAUUUGUCCCAUGACAAUAACCUGAGUGGUGUGGCACUCUGAAUAAAAGGAUGGCUAUUACAAUUUA